AUGACCACGCUCCAACCCCGGCCGCCAUACUCCAAGGAGGAACUCCAGCGGCUCUACCCGGACAGCUUACAGCUUCAGCUGGUGCAAGUUCUCCUUCGCCAUGGCGAACGCUCUCCAGUAUCAGCACGCUUUCAAAAUGCUGGCCUCUCUGCCUUCUGGCCUUACUGCGAGGUGGCUAGGCAAAUGGUGAGCGCGACUCGAGCUGAUACUGAGUGGACUCCCAUGGAAUGGCGGCGCCGCCUUGAGACUUUUGGCCCAGAUGAUGGCGCUAUCAUUGCAGCGGGCCCACGAAGACAGAUCGAUAGCCUUUGUAAUCUGGGGGAAUUGACGGACAAGGGGAGAGAGACGACUCAUGAUCUGGGCGGACGACUGCGACGCCUUUACGUUGAUCAGCUGGGCUUUAUGCCAUCCACAAUCCACGACGCUGAUAUGAUAUACCUCCGAGCGACUCCCAUUCCCCGAGCUCUGGAAUCUUUGCAGCAGACAUUCUGGGGCAUGUAUCCCCGACAGAAUCGGGCUACCCCUUUCCCACCAGUUACCAUUGUGACUCGAGCACCGGCCGACGAGACGCUUUUCCCCAACGAGUCAGGCUGUAGGAGAUUCGCACAGCUAAGCCGUGCAUUUGCCCAGCGUACCUCGGAUCGUUGGAACAGCACAGAUGAGAUGGAGUAUCUUAAUAAGCUAAUGAGCAAGUGGAUGCCGGAAUACAGCAAACGGGUCGCUGUGGAUUCUCACCCAAGACUUUCCGGUAUCAUGGACACCAUCAACUCCACAUUGGCCCAUGGCCCUGAGACCAGACUACCCAAGGAAUUCUACGAUCGCAAAGCUAGAGAGAUCAUUGAUAGAAUUGGCGUGGAAGAAUGGUUCAGUGGAUACAAGGAGUCGAAGGAGUACCGUUCGCUGGGGAUUGGUGGUUUGAUGGGUGAUGUAGUGACCCGCAUGGCGGGCAGCGUGGAGCAAAAUGGCAACGACGGAUCCCUGGAAAUUGGAGGUAGAACCGGUUCUAUAGGGGCCGGAAGAGGAGGAGAGAAAGGCAUCAAGCUGGCUCUCAGUGGAUGCCACGAUACGACACUCGCAGCUGUGCUCGCAAGUCUGGGUACGUUUGACGGGGAGAAAUGGCCUCCUUAUACAAGUCACAUUGCUCUUGAGCUCUUCAGGAAACCGGGUAUCCAGCAAGUCCAACCAGCUACAUCAACUGAGACUGUAAAGACCACCCCAGCAACCGUUAAUGGGACAAGUCCCUCAAAAGGGUGGUUUGCCGGGUUAUUUGGCAACGGCUCAGCCAACGCCCAGAAAGGGUUUAAUAAUGCUGCACCGGGAAUUGCUAGACAAAAACUUGAGGAUCUCCCGGAAUCUGAUCGAUCGAAGUUGGAUGGGUACUUCGUUAGGAUGCGAUAUAAUGAUCGAGUUAUGACAAUUCCAGGUUGCAAAGCACCAGGUAAACAUUUGGAAGGCGAUGAGUCUUUUUGUACAUUAGCUGCAUUCAAGUCCAUCGUCGAUAAAUUUACUCCGGGGCAGUGGAAGAAGGAUUGUCUCAGCAACAUGGAUGUACCAGCCUUCCCGGACAAGAUAGAACCCGCAGGAUACUAA
Molecule: messenger RNA, 1590 nt
Organism: Venustampulla echinocandica
Lineage: Eukaryota; Fungi; Ascomycota; Leotiomycetes; Helotiales; Pleuroascaceae
Product: Histidine acid phosphatase-like protein
Exons: 2
Coding region: 1-1590 (529 amino acids)
Biological process (GO): dephosphorylation
Molecular function (GO): phosphatase activity
Source: RefSeq, a predicted model, not a curated record